UCACCUCAAGUUACCCGGGGUCGUAGCUAUCAUUUAAGAGCCAUUCACCCUCUAUGGUGCACGGAAGAAUGGAUUCGAUAGCGAGGGAGCUGAACGCAGUGAGUAUAUCUAUGGUACGUCUCUCGUCAUGAGCACAAUCGAUCGUCAUGCUCAUUUCGCCUCUAUUGCUUGCGUUUUCCUCGUCCAACUUCUCGGGCUAUCAACUCGUUCAGACGCUACCUCUGUUGUGACUGCGCCACACGCUACUGUUACAUAUGUCCGCUUUAUGUCUUGUCGUUUUGGCUUGCUGCCCAAUACCUCCUCGUUCGUUUCUUCUUAUCGAUCCAGUGAUUCUCUCUCGAAUGAUUCGUCUGUUCUAAGUUCACCGUAUUUUCAUGUAUAUGACUUGAUCUCAAACAUUGACAGUGUUGUCAGUCGUGUCCGUCGUCAUGCCGGUCCGAUCUAGCGCUGAAGAAUACUGAACCUAUGCUCAAGUUUAAUCUUGUCACUCUUAGAAGGAAGAAUGAACCGUGAUCACUUGACGAGCGCGAGUCUACAU
Messenger RNA from Suillus paluster, 538 nucleotides. RefSeq lists its product as uncharacterized. Lineage: Eukaryota; Fungi; Basidiomycota; Agaricomycetes; Boletales; Suillaceae. Bases 128 to 445 code for a protein of 105 amino acids. The transcript has a single exon. The record is from RefSeq and is a predicted model, not a curated record.